AUGGAGGGCGAACGCCAGCCGUUUCCUCUGGCGGCGUUUGUCGCCUUCGAGCUUCUUUUGAGUAUUCCGCUGGCGCUCUCUCUUAGCCAGCCUACGAGACUCGGAUUCUUCCUAGUCUUAAGCUUACUGUAUUUCAACAUCAUCACUUCUACCACUGGUACUCCAUCCGGUGACUGGUCUCUGGGGUUAGCUAUCACGCCCCAAUUGCUCAAGGCCCUCGACAUGUUUGUCUUAAACCGAGCUGAAGCGGUAUUCCGGCGCAACGAUGCUUUGGAUGCCGAUCCAGCGACGUUAAGCUUUUGGAAGAAACUUGGGUGGGCGAGCGAAUUGAUCCAUACCCCCCGAGGCGUGGGCUGGAAUUGGGAGAACCCCUACGUUUGCUACGUGGAUACCGAGUCUCGCAGUUCCUAUCUCCGCUCUCGAGUGCCACGCAUUGUUUUGUACUAUCUAGCUCUUGAUUUUCUGGGUAAUUACAUUCCCAACUCGACAUCUCAGUCAAUACCGACUAGUCAUCCAUUCAGCUCUGCUGCCAUUAUCCCAGCAUGGUCAUAUGCGGUAAGCAUUUACCUGCAUCUUUGGCUGGUUCACACCAUCCCGGCCACAAUUUUGGUUGCUCUGGGGAUUGGUAAAUCAUCCUCUUAUCCUUAUGUUAUGGGACCGGUUGGCGCCAUGGCAUCGAUCCGAUGUUUCUGGGGUCGCACUUUUCACCAGGCUGUUAGACGCCAGAUCACCAGUGUAGGCGACUACGUGUGUAGAGUAUUGCUCGGGUCGCGCCAGGGAGGAUUUAUCAGCGCAUAUGGAAAACUUGCAAUCGGCUUCGCCAUUGGAGGCCUCACGCAUGCUGUCGGAGGCUACAUGGCAAGUUCCGCCGGUUCUUGGGUUGACAAGACGGGGUCUCUAAGGUUUUUCUUCUAUCAGUUUUGCGGCGUCCUUGUAGAAGACCUCAUCAUGAGCCUCUGGAGGUCUAUCAGAGGAGGCCUCGAUUGGCGGAAGAACCAUAUGGAUGGUGGGAAGAUGAACUAUGGGAAGGACCUGAAAUGGUGGAGAUUGGAUAAUUUUGAAAUGAUUCUGGAGUAUAUUUUUGUUCUGGUUUGGUUUACAGUCACCUUGCCGCCGUCUUUGUGCUGCUGCAAGACUCGCGCCACUAUGCGCAAUCCUGACAUCUGGAACUUGGAGCUAAGGAUAUUUACAGUUCUCGGACAUGCGAUAUCCUUUUUUAAAGACUCUCAUGGAACAUUGACGGCUGGCCGGGAAUAUUUCAAAAAUACGCGAGAGCCAUUCUCGCUGACCAUUGCGGGGCAGAAGAUGUAUGUUUUGACAUCGCCGCAAGAUGUAACAGAUGCCUACAAGAAUACCGUCGCACUCACAUUUGACGGCUUCGUGCGUGACAUUAUGGUCGCCUUUGAGGCAUCGCCAUCCGCCGUUGGGAAGAUGUGGUUGCUUCCUCAGGGUGGUGGCGCAGGGUAUCAAAGUUCUACUGUUGAGAAUCCUAGCCAAAAGUGCCUGGCCCAGCUCACUCGAGACUUUCACCACCAGCAACUACUUCCUGGACCGCACAUGACUGAUAUUGGAGAUAAAUUUCUCCAAUACAUUAAUAACUCUCUUAAAUGGGAGAAUAUUUCUGGAGCUUAUGUUUCCAAAGAGGUCGAUGGACAGACGAAAGAAGUAAACCUCAAGGCUUGGUGCGGCGAUGUACUCUUGGAGGCUGCCACGAGAGCGUUUUUCGGAGAUACCCUUCUCGAGAUCCAACCAGAUUUGUUUCGCCAUUUUUUCGCAUUUGAUGACAAUAGUUGGAUGUUGGUGUAUAAAUACCCACGUGCUCUAGCAAAGAAAAUGUAUAACGCCAAAGACGCUACUACCGAGGCAUUGACUAAGUACUUUAAACUACCAAGCGACAAGAGACCAGGGGAAGCCUGGUUUGUGAAGACAUUGGAGGCCGAACAGAGGUCAUUGGGAAUCAAUACAGAAGAUAUUGCCCUGUUAAUGGUGAUGGUCUACUGGGCGGUGAACUCGAAUACUUACAAAAUGUGCUUCUGGGUUUUUUCAUACAUUCUUUACCACCCCAAAUUCUUGCAUGCUAUCCGCGAAGAGACUCGAGCAGCCUGCGAAGGAAGAGAUGAUGUAGACAUGACACAUCUCAUUGAACGCAGUCCCAAUCUCAAUGCUGUUUUUGACGAGGUUAUGCGCCUCACCAACUCGUCAAGUUCGAUCCGGCGAGUCGAUGCCGAAGUACGGAUCAGAGGGCUCAAGCUCCGCGAGGGAACCAACGUUCUAAUUCCAUACCGACAACUGCACUUGAAUCAAGACGCUUUUGGCGAUGAUGUGCGCGUGUUUAAUCCGGACCGGUUUCUGAGCAAUAAAUCUCUCAACCGAAAUCCGAGCUACCGGCCUUUUGGCGGGGGCUCUACUUACUGCCCUGGUCGUUUUAUUGCGCGACAAGAGGUUGUGGCAUUUGUUGCUCUUGUGCUAUAUCGUUAUGAUAUUACGUUAGCAGGGUCAGCUACAGGGUUCCCAGCUUUGGAGGAGAUGAAACCCUGUCUCGGGGUUAUGGGCCCAGUUGAAGGCACUGAUCUGCCAAACAGCUCAAGCCUUGACAUAAAAAUCCCACUGAGACCACAUCCAUACGGUGGUGGAAAAGGCCACGGUAAAAGGCACAGCCAGGCCCUUGCGCAUACUCGCCGUGCCAUACGCGAGCCACUCGGUACUGAAAUGGCCAAGCGCAAUGGCAUAGGUCCAAAAGGCCAUGGUGUAAAUGUCGCCACUAGCGAUACGGUAGGCGGCAUAGCUGCGGAUCACGGUGGCCAGCAGGGUCCAGGUGCCAAACAGACGCCCGCUCAAGCCUGUCACUUCUGUCGAGGCGACUGGGCCCUGGUACGUGCGGCGCGCGAUAUCAGUGGAGACGUAGCAUCCGACUGUGUUGAAGAUAGAGGCGGCAGAGAACUUACGAGGAGGAGCCAGUACGGCAGCAAGCCGUCGUGCGCGGGCAGCCAUUUCGAGGCCAUGGUUGCACUGCGCGGAGAUCGCCCAGCUCCAGCCGUCUCCAGCUUUCCCGCCCCUUUUGAUAUUAUUAUUUCCUUCCUUCGCGGAGCUCUACCACUAUCCCCGUUCUCAUAUCAUACACAUCUGAAGGCAAAACUCAAUAUCAUCAUGUCAACCGGCCCGUCAUCCAUCACGUCGGCUCUUGUCGUCGGCGGCGUCGGCUCUCUGGGUCGUCAAACCGUCAAGCAGCUGCUCGCGCUCGAGCCGCCGCCAGUCAAAGUUUCUGUCUUUGAUUUGAGAUCGCCGCCACCAGAGCAUCGCAUCGCUUCGGUCGAGUAUCAUGAAGUUGAUAUCACAGCCAGGGACCAGGUCGAUGCUGCCCUCGCCAAGGUCCAGCCUCAGGUUAUCAUCCACACAGCCUCGCCUCUUCCGACCCUCCUAGAUCUUGACCUUUACUUGAGAGUUAACGUUGAGGGUACCCGCAAUCUUGUAGAAUCUGCCAAGGAAGCAGGCACAAAAGCCUUUGUGUACACGUCAAGUGCCUCCGUAGUUCAUGAUGCAGUCAGCGAUCUGAUCGAGGCCGACGAAUCUCUUCCUCUUGUUUACAUUCCUGAACAGAAAGAAGUCUACUCGCACAGCAAGGCGGUUGCCGACCAGCUCGUGCUUGAUAACAAUGGCACCACGCCAGGCAGCAUGCUCACUACCUGCAUCCGCCCCUCGGGCAUCUUCGGCGAGGGCGAUGAGGGUCCAACCAAAUCAAUGGUUGAAAACGCCGCAGCCGGCAAACUGCGUUUCACAAUCGGAGACGGAAAGAAUCUGUUUGACUUUACGUUCAAUGAGAAUGUUGUUUAUGCACAUAUCCUAGCUGCUGAACGUCUCCUGCAAAGUCAGGUUACACCACCGCCUUCGGAGGAUUUGCGUGUUGCUGGACAGGGAUUCUUGAUUACAAAUGACGAACACAUCCCGUUCUGGGAUUUUGCGCGAGCCAUUGGCACAGCAGCAGGCCACCCGACCAAACCAGAAGAAAUCAAAGUCAUUCCAAAGCUCGUGGGCCUCAUCAUGGCUACUAUCGCGGAAUGGGUGGUGUGGGCGACCUCGUUUGGGCGCAAAAAGGCCCGGAUGAACGUUGUUGGCAUUCGGUACAGCUGUAUGACGAGAACAUACCGGAUUGAUAAAGCCAAGAAGGCGCUGGGAUACCGGCCCCUCCCGGGGGAAUGUCGUCACUUCAUCUUGUUUGCUAUCUUGUCGCAAAAAAAACAAGAACGGUCUACGGCGUCGCAAUCUGCGCCUAUGCAUCAAAUGCACGCCAGCUUCCGCACCGUGGCCAUUAUUCUGGCGGUGCUGUACACACUCUUCAAAUGCGCUAGCUUUAUUCGCAAUUACACAAUCGCUAGACGCAGCGGUUUCCCUGUCUAUAUCUCACCUGUGCUAUCCAAAAGCGCCGUGUGGCUGAUUCUCGGCCCAACAUUUCAGCUCCAAUUCGAAAAGUAUCUGCCCGAAUGGAUUUACUAUCGCUUGGAUUUUAUCAUCAGAGGGUGGGAGAUUCGAUGGAGGGAGAAAAUGCACCGCCGGCCGGGCAAGGCUUUUGUUGUCGUGACUCCUGAUGAGUGCUCUCUAUGGGUGGGAGACCCUGCUCUUGGGACAACGAUUUUGCAGCGAAGAAAAGAUUUCCUUCAGCCGCCAAUUGUGGGACAGUUCCUCGGGCUUUUUGGCUCGAAUUUGGCCCAAUCCAAUGGAGAAGACUGGCAGCGACAGCGCCGAAUAAUCGCACCCAACCUCAACGAAAAUAUAAUGGAAUCGGUCUGGGACGAAACAUGCCGACAAUCGCAAGCAAUGCUAGAGUUCUUGGUAGAGAACCCUGGUGGCCAGACUCUAGAGGGACUCAGGAGCAUUGCUAUCAAUGUGCUUGGGCAAGCCGGGCUGGGACAUAAUCAGCCAUGGUCUCCGGACUUUGUCCAAAGCCUAGGAACCAACUGGGAGGGUGCUAGGAUUGCCUAUUUCAAAACCAUUGCACGAGUUACUGAUCGAUUUAUUGAAGCUGCUCUCGUUCCCGCAUGGCUAAAGAAAAUGCCGUUUAUGUCCGAGUCCAUGCAGCUUCUUGGACGCGAAAUGGAAAGAGUUCCAGAUUACUUGAAGGAAAUACUCAGCGAAGAGCGCAAAAAGGCCGCUUCUGGGGAAGCCAAAUCCCAUAAUAAUUUACUAGAUAUUUUGGUCCAUGUCUCGAACAGCGAGAGUAAAGCUAGACUCGGCCUGUCCGAGGAUGAGAUUGGCGGCAAUCUCUUUGUCUUUACGGCCGCCGGGUUUGAUACAGCAGCAACUGCCAUGGCUUAUGCAGUUAUAUUGCUAGCUGUACAUCCAGAAUGGCAAGAUUGGGUAGAGGAAGAGCUUCAGCAAAUAGACCUGAAGGGGAAGUAUAACGAGGUAUUCCCUCGUUGCCAGCGAACGCUGGCACUCCUGAUGGAAACAAUGCGCCUUUUCUCCCCCUCUAUCCACACCACACGAACUGUCAAUGAGCCACAACAUGUAGCCGAUACAACUGGAACCCACCUGCUGCUACCCUCUUUUGACAUUUACAUCUCUGCCCAGUCCAUCCACAGCGACCCUGAUAUUUGGGGCGCCGAUGUGAAAGAAUUCAACCCUGAAAGAUGGCUAGAUGAUGCUGGCCAGGUCAUCACGCCUGCAAAGGGCACUUAUCUGCCCUGGUCAGGUGGACCACGGGUCUGCCCCGGUAUGAAAAUGGCACAAGUCGAGUUUGUCGCGGUAUUCGCUACUUUUUUCCGACAUGCGCGGUGUGAACCGCUGCAAUUAGAGCAAGAAACGCAAGAAGAAAGUCGAGCGAGGUUUUUGGAUUCGAUGGAUAAGUCUGUUCCAAAGUUGACUUUGCAAGUAAAGGAUCCUCAUAAGAUACACUUGCGAUGGAUUCCGAAUAUGGCGAGUUAA
Talaromyces rugulosus is the source of this 5919-nucleotide messenger RNA. RefSeq lists its product as uncharacterized. Gene Ontology annotation, molecular function: oxidoreductase activity, acting on paired donors, with incorporation or reduction of molecular oxygen; heme binding; iron ion binding. The record is from RefSeq and is a predicted model, not a curated record. The transcript has 14 exons. The coding region runs from base 1 to 5919 and encodes 1972 amino acids. Lineage: Eukaryota; Fungi; Ascomycota; Eurotiomycetes; Eurotiales; Trichocomaceae. Gene Ontology annotation, biological process: steroid biosynthetic process.